GUGCGGGCCGGGGGGCUGCUGCCUGGCGAGGGUCGGGCCUUCUGCGGUUCUGCUGGCCGCUGUGUGGCCGCGGCGUCCGCCGGGGCUGACUCCGACCCGACGCGCGGCGUUUUCUCCGCGGAGUCGCCGGCGCAGACCCAGCCCGCCUCGCGCUGUGCGGCCUCUAGGGGCUCGUUGCUCCGAGCAGCACUGUACUCGGCAGCCGGCCCCAGGCCUCCCGCCUCGGUUCGUGGCGAGCUGCGGGCCUGCCUGGGCUCGCCCCCCGCGCCAUCCGGCUUUUUCCCACGAGGCUCACCCGACGUGCUGAUCAGCUGGGCGCCUGCGGCUGCCCCGCCCCUGGGAGUGCGCACCCGGCUCCAGAUAUGGAUCAGAAACUUUCAAAGUUGGUAGAAGAGCUCACAACUUCAGGAGAACCCCAACUGAAUCCUGAGAAAAUGAAGGAACUGAAGAAAAUUUGCAACAUGUGUGCUUGGGUCAGGCCAGUUUGUGUCCCCAGGUCUUCAGAGGAGCUGCUAGGCCAUGCCUACCACCUGCUGAUGGCGCAGCUGAGCCAGGAGCACGCCCAGGUCCGCCUCUCAGCCUUCCAGGUCGUGGAUGAACUCUUCACCAGGUCUCACCAGUUCAGGAUGCUGGUUGUCUCUGACUUCCAGGAGUUUUUGGAGCUCACACUGGGCACAGACCACGAGCAGCCCCUGCCACCACCCAGGGAGGUGGCCCAGAGGCUGAGGCAGGCAGCCAUCCAGGCAGUAAAAGUGUGGAAUGAGAAGUUCGGGGAGGCCUAUAAGAAGCUCGCUUUGGGCUACCACUUCUUAAAACACAACAAAAAGGUGGAUUUUCAAGAUGUGAGUGCCAGGACUCUAGCAGAAAGAAGGAGAGAAGAGGAGAAGCAGAAGCACUUGGAUAAAAUCUAUAAGGAAAGAGCCCAGCAGGCAGAGAGAGAGAUGGAAGAAAUGUCUGAAGAAAUCGAGUCCUGCCUGACAGAAGUGGAGAGCUGCUUCAGGUUGCUGGUGCCAUUUGACUUUGGCCCUAGCCCAGCAGCAGCGGAAUUCCUUGACAUGGCUUCUGGCAUGUCCGAUGAGGGUGCCUCUCGCUCCUCGCACCCGGGCCAAGCCACCCCUUGCGAGUCUGACUCCCUCACACCCUGGGAUGGCGAGCAACCCUGCUGCAGCAAGGACCUGCCUGCCUUUGCGUGCCACCACGGGGCUGGCAGCAGGCCACUGCUGCUGCAGGCAGCCACAGGGGACCCCUCGGAAGACGAGGAUGAGGACAGUGACCAGGAAAAGUUUUUGCGGAGCCAUGGUCUGGGCUCACACAAGUACACACUGGAUGUGGAGCUCUCCUCAGACGGCCUGAAGGUGCAGGAGAAUGAAGACAACCUUGCCGUCGUCCAAGCUGCCCGUGAUGCGCUCAAGCUUGUCCAGAACAAGUUUCUUCCAUCUGUGUGCUCCUGGGUCCAGCGGUUUACCCGCGCAGGGACCCAUGGUGGACACUUAAAGCGUGCCAUUGACCUGAAGACGGAAUUAGAGCUCGCGCUGAGAAAAUACAAGGAGCUGGACAUCGCACCUGAGGGAGAGCAGAGGCUCAGGACAGACACCCCAGAGGACGGGGAGGAAGAUGAGGAGGACGACUUUGUGGAGGUCCCAGAGAAGGAGGGAUUCGAGGCCUGUGUCCCUGAGCACCUGCUGGGGCUGGAGUCAGAGGCCCUGCUGCAGACCCCAGAGAAGAACCUGGCUGUACAGGGCUUACAGGCAAGGACAAGGACAAGGAUGAGAAGGGAUGAGGAGGCAUCAGACCCCACCUCUGCGGCUGCCCAGCAACAGCGGCUCAGGGACCACUUGCCCCGGCUGCCACCCUCGUCUACCAGCCCCUCUAAGGCACUGUUGGGGCUGGAGGAGGCCCAGAAACUGGCAGCAGAGCGGGCCCGGGCACCCUUCGUGCCCUACGGAGUAGACCUAUGCUACUGGGGCCAGGAGCAGCCAGCGCCCAGGAAGAUUCUCAGAUCCAACUCUCAGCACCGCUUUUGGAAGCCCAGCGAGGUGGAGGAGGAAGUAGAGAGUGCUGCUAUCUCCGAGAUGCUCCAGAGCCGCCAUAUCACCUUUGCAGGGAGGUUUGAGCCUGUGCAGCACCGGUGCCGUGCCCCAAGGCCCGAUGGCCGGCUCUGUGAGCGCCAAGAUCGGCUAAAGUGCCCUUUCCAUGGAAAGAUUAUCCCAAGAGACGAAGAGGGAAUGCCCCUUGACCCGGAAGACAGGGCGCUGGAGCAGAGGCGGCAGCAGCAGAUGCAGAAGCGCCCGGACUGGCAGGACCCUGAGUUCAUGAAAGAUGUGGAAGCAGCCACCGGGAUGGAUCUGGGCUCAUCCAGGUACUGCAGGAAAGGCAAGGGGAAGAAGAGGAAGUACCCCAACCUCACCGACUUAAAGGCGCAGGCUGACACUGCCCGGGCACGCAUCGGGAAAAAGGUCUUUGCCAAGGCGGCUGUGCAGAGGGUGAUCACAGCCAUGAACCAGAUGGACCAGAAGAAGCACGAGAAGUUUGCAAACCAGUUUAACUAUGCACUGAAUUAGAGUCUGGGCCAGGAGCAGGUUUAGCUGACAGCCGCGCAGAUCUCCUCUUGGGCUCUUCCUUCACUGUGCCUUUGGCCAAGCUGACCUUCCUGUUGGGCAUCUUGACCGCAGGGAGGGGGCUUGCUGAGAGCCUUCCCUAGAGUCUUCUGGAAGCUGGGCUGCCUGGCCACUGCUGUGAGACCUGUAGGAGAACUGGAUGGAACCGGAUUGGGAGCCCACCUCCUGCUCCUCCCCCCAUCCCCCACGCCGGCCCCCUAGUUUAUUUCUUAAGUUGUGGGAGUUCUUUAUUCAUUAAGAAAAUUAGCUCUAUGUGAUGCACUGCAAAUAUUUCCUAUUUAUCUUCUGAUUUUCCUUAUGCUGUUCAUUUUUGUUGUAUUGUUGUUGUUGUUGUUAUUAUUAUUAUUAUUAUUAUUAUUAUUAUUAUUUUGGCCAUCUAGAAG
Microcebus murinus (gray mouse lemur) is the source of this 3001-nucleotide messenger RNA. NCBI's taxonomy places the organism in Eukaryota, Metazoa, Chordata, Mammalia, Primates, Cheirogaleidae. The record is from RefSeq and is a predicted model, not a curated record.